UUACACUGUAUCCCUCUCUUCCUCACGCGUUGCUCUCUUUCUCUCUCCUCUGGGCUCUCUGUCAUUCAUAACGUUAUUUUUCCCUCUCCCUCAUACUUUUUCCUCUCCGAAAUCAACAAUGGACACUGAAGGUUUGUCGAUAAUCUGUGCCGGGAUCGGUUCUUUUGAUAAAGAUGAAGAGGGUAAUAUUGAUUACAUCAAGGAAGAAUUUUGCUUAGAUAAUUUGAAGGAUUUGUUGAGGUAUUUGCACCGUGAUGAUCCGUCGACUAGGGAUGGGGAUCUGUUUAUAUUCCCUUUUUUUCUGAUUACGGCUGGAGUGCCACUCGCCGGACACUGCUGACUGCCGCCUGCGGAGGCCGGUCGCCACUAGCCCAGGACGGCAGAACGCCAGUCGCAAAGAAGCCCAGAACGGCAGAACCUUACUGGUUGAGUCGUAAAUUCACUCUGGUAAUUCCGUAUCCCAUCCCGUAAUUCCUGGAUACGCCACUGCUCCAAAGUUGCUGUAACCAAUGGGAUUUCCUCCGAGAAGGAUCAUGAUGAUUAUGAUUAUGAUGAUCUCCAUAGGGUUAAGUUGCUUCAUGAUGAUAAUGAUCAUGAUGAUGAUGGUAAUUAUUAUGAAGCAACUUAAUCCCAUGGAGGGGAAGAAGGUGGCGACAAGGAAGGGUGGCAUACUGGCAUGAUGAUGAUGUCCAUGGGCUUAAGUUGCUUCAUAAUCAUUACCUUCAAUGGAUCAUUGGAGGUUUCUUAAAUGAAUUAUCACGCGGAAAGCUGCGGAUGGUAGAAAUAUACCUUUGGUUACAUUUUUACCUCUACACCCGAGUGUAUAAUAUCGCAGAAUUUAUGGAACAUGAUGAGAAACCUCUUCCUAUUGAUAUACGUCUUCUUGGAGCUCUUGCAGAGAAGGUUAAUGAUGGACGUUUAUGUACUGCUGGGGAGACUUCCCAACGCAGCACCAAGGAUGAUUGGGCAGAAUGGAUGAGACAUUUCAGUAUUGAACUGCUUAAAGAAUCUCCUUCUCCAGCUUUGCAAACUUGUGCUAGGCUUGCACAGUUGCAGCCUUUUGUAGGGAGAGAACUAUUUGCUGCUGGUUUCGUCAGUUGUUGGGCUCAACUUAAUGAGACAAGUCAGAGGCAGUUGGUUCGACAACUAGAGACAGCUUUUUCUUCACCAAAUAUACCUCCUGAGAUUCUGGCAACUCUUCUGAAUCUGGCAGAAUUUAUGGAACAUGAUGAGAAACCUCUUCCUAUUGAUAUACGUCUUCUUGGAGCUCUUGCAGAGAAGUGUAGAGCAUUCGCCAAGGCUUUACAUUACAAGGAAACGGAGUUUGAAGGUCCACGUUCUAGAAACAUGGAUGCUAAUCCGGUUGCUGUCGUGGAAGCACUCAUACAUAUUAACAAUCAGUUGCAUCAGCAUGAGGCUGCUGUAGGAAUUUUGACCUAUGCGCAACAGCAUCUAGAUGUUCAAUUAAAGGAAUCAUGGUAUGAAAAGCUACAACGUUGGGAUGAUGCUUUGAAGGCAUACACAGCAAAAGUAGCUCAAGCAACAAAUCCCCAUGCUUUACAGGAAGCUACAUUAGGGCGAAUGAGAUGCCUUGCGGCACUAGCCCGUUGGGAGGAGCUCAACAAUCUGUGCAAGGAGUAUUGGACACCAGCUGAGCAAGCAGCUAGAUGGGAAAUUGCACCAAUGGCUGCUAGUGCUGCAUGGAACAUGGGUGAGUGGGAUCAAAUGGCAGAAUAUGUUAAAAGCCUCGAUGAUGGUGAUGCAACUAAAUUUCGCGUUUUGGGAAAUUCUUCCGCUACUGGUGAUGGAAACAGUAGUGGUACAUUUUUCCAGGCUGUGGUGUUUGUUCGGCGUGGAAAGUAUGAUGAGGCCCGUGAAUACGUCGAGAGAGCAAGAAAGUGUUUGGCUACAGAACUGGCAGCUCUGGUUCUGGAAAGUUAUGAGCGUGCAUACAGUAAUAUGGUUCGUGUUCAACAAUUGUCUGAACUAGAGGAGGUAAUUGAUUAUUGUACUUUACCAGUUGCUAAUCCAGUGGCUGAAGGACGCCGUGCACUUAUUCGGAAUAUGUGGACUCAACACAUACAUGGAGUGAAGUGUAAUAUUGAGGUUUGGCAAGCUUUAUUAGUAGUGAGAGCGCUUGUCCUGCCUCCAGCAGAAGACACCGAAACAUGGUUGAAAUUUUCUUCUCUCUGCCGCAAAAGUGGGCAGAUUAGUCAAGCCAAAUCUACAUUGAUUAAACUUCUGCAGUACGACCCUGAAACAUCUCCACGAAACGUACAUUACCGUGGGCCCCCUCAGGUAAUGCUUGCGUACUUGAAAUAUAUAUGGUCACUUGGGGAGGAUCUCAAGCGGAGGGAUGCAUUUGCAAGGUUGCAGGAUUUGGCUAUCGAGCUUUCUAGUGUGUCAAAUAUUCUGCCGACCUCUCAAACAGCAUUGACAAAUUCUUUAACUCCAUCCACGCCUCUUGUUGCCCGGGUAUAUCUGAAACUUGGCACCUGGCAACGUGAACUUACUCCAAUACUAGAUGACGAGUCUAUCAAAGAGAUAAUUGGUGCAUUAAGAAAUGCUACGCAGUGUGCACUUAAGUGGGGCAAGGCUUGGCACUCUUGGGCUCUAUUUAAUACUGCCGUGAUGUCACAUUAUACUCUUAGAGGUUAUGCAAGUACUGCAAGACAGUUAGUGGUUGCAGCUGUUAUUGGAUACUUCCAUUCUAUAGCAUGUGCCGCCAAUUCUAAGGGUGUCGAUGACAGUUUGCAGGACAUUCUCCGUCUUCUUACUUUGUGGUUCAAUCAUGGGUCAACUCCUGAAGUUCAAAUGGCUCUUCAAAAGGGAUUUCAACUUGAGUAGGACAGAAAAAGAUUGAGCAAUGAUUGCUAAGAUUAAGAUGAAUACAUCAGAUCAUAGUAGGUCUCUCUUGUGUUCAAGGUCGGGAGGUAAUGCACAAGGCAAUCAAGGUAUGCAUCCACAAAAGAAGCGUCCUUCAUGGGAUAUUGACCUUGGGGUUUUGCCGAGCAUCCAAGACUCUCUCAUGGCAUCAAAGCGUAUCCUCAAGGAACUCCGACUUCAUGCAGUGCUGGUUCUAUGACCAGAUGCCAGAGCCCAGGUGGGUUAUAUCUAUGGGAAGCUGUGCAAAUGGAGGUGGAUAAUAUCAUUAUUCAUACUCUGUUGUUCGAGCUACAGAAGAAAAUUAAGAGGUGCAAGGAUUUACUUCACUGGUGGACCAAUUUGACGAGAAUUCUAGAUUGACAACAGUAAUUUCAACUAUGGCCGGUAUCCUUAAGGUAUCCUCUACCUUUGUGCUAGUUAGUAAUCUCUCUUGUAUGUUCCUUUUAUCUUCAAGUAUGCUGUGUUAGAAUUUUUUGAUCUUCUCAGAGGCCUUUCUGCUGAUUCCGAAGACACUAUCAGAGCAUCUAUAGAUGCUUUGGGAAAGCAUGAAUUUAUUAACUAUUUUGGUCUACAGAGGUUUGGAAGAGGCUCAGUACCAACUCAUCUUAUUCGGAGCAGCUUACUUCGUGGAGAGUGGAAAGCUGCAGUUGAUUUAAUUCUUGAUCCAAGGGAGGGGGAUAUCCUUGCUUUUAAUUCUAAAUUGUACUGGACGAUUGAUCUUGUUAACUUCUUUCAGUUGUACUAUAUUUUGAAACAACAAGAGUCUUCCUUGACAAAGAUAUUGCAUUACAAAGGGAAGCUGUAAGAAAGAUUCGAGAACAUUACAAGGAAAGCAAUGAUGUUGAAGGAGCACUGAGGCGAUUACCACAUAAUAUAUGGUUGCGAAAAGAUCUGUUGUAUGUGCACAGUUACCAAAGCUACCUGUGGAACCACGCAACAAGCAUUAGAGUGCAGAAGUAUGGUCAUUCUAUGCUCUUAUUCAAGCCUUUCUCGAGAGGGAAAUUCCUAUUUUCUUGAUACAUGCCGACACACAAAAGCCAAUUAAGGUUUAUUUCAGAGUUGAGGCUUGGCAAUGUUUUUCAGCCGGCAAUAUUAUUUCCAGGUGUCUCUAAGCUGAUCAAAAUUUUCGAGUUAUCCUCUAGGUUAACGAUAGUUCCUGGGAUUGGCAUUGGUCAUGCCUUAUUUACUUACCUUCCAUUUUGCCAAGAAGGUCACUUCAAGCAAGCAUGUGAGUUAGCUCCUAUUUUUGUAUGAACUCCUACAUAUGUUAACUGAAUCUUCUUCCAUAUGCAUUUGAUAGUUGAAGUUCCAUAAGCUCUAAUUACGUGAUUUAACAGUUGCAAUACAUAAUGAACACAGUAUAUAUAUACUUAUUAUAUGCAUUUGAUGCAAAUGGUUUUGAGUAAUUGUUUACCUUAUCUUCAGAUGCCCAAAGCUUGAGAUUCUUUCAAUCAAAUGCAGUCAGUGUGUCUCUGAUGCUGCUCUGAUUGAGGUGGCCAAAAGGUGUUCUAUGCUGAAAGAACUUGAUAUUAGCUACUGCCAUGAGAUAUCUCAUAUGAUCUGAGGAAGGCUGGAGGAAAAAGAAAAAGGAGGAAGAAGAAGAGAAUGUAGGAGGAAGAAAAAGAAGGGAAACUAUGGUGGUUGUGGUGAGGAGAGAGAGAGGUGCAGUAAGAGGAGCAGGCGGCGGGAGGGAGGAGACCGAAUGAAGCAGGGAGAAGGAAGAAAAAUGAAGGGGGAAAUGAGAGCUAAUGUAAUAAGUUGAUCUCGCCAAUUUUCCCCCCUAUGCUCAUAUGCUUUGUUUUUGCUAGGUUAUUGGAAAUAUGAGAAAAAAUCAGAGUGGAUAUUUGAAAAAUAAGGAAAAGAUGCAAUAUGUGGGCAUUUCUCUUGUGAGUUAAAUACAAAAGAUUUGAAGAUUCAGUAGGACAUUAGUCUUAUUUCUCAAAUGAAUACCAUGUCUUUCCCUUGAUAAUGUGGCUUGCCUAUUAAUCUAUAGCUUUUUUUUCUC
This is a messenger RNA of Beta vulgaris subsp. vulgaris (sugar beet), 4891 nucleotides long. RefSeq names its product serine/threonine-protein kinase TOR. Gene Ontology annotation, molecular function: protein serine/threonine kinase activity; protein binding. NCBI's taxonomy places the organism in Eukaryota, Viridiplantae, Streptophyta, Magnoliopsida, Caryophyllales, Amaranthaceae. Gene Ontology annotation, cellular component: TORC1 complex; nucleus; TORC2 complex. The record is from RefSeq and is a predicted model, not a curated record. Gene Ontology annotation, biological process: TOR signaling; negative regulation of macroautophagy. The transcript has 33 exons. The coding region runs from base 775 to 2847 and encodes 690 amino acids.